CCCCAGCCUCCCCAAAUUCACACUCCUAGCAUUGCGCAGCGGCUCAGCCCUUGGUGAUGGCAACCAGCCUGAUGCCUUGUGCUUUCAUUAGCAGUCAGGAGGGCCUAACAGAUCCAAUGCAAUGUAAAUAGGCAAUACAUAUGCCUGUGAUUGCAGUUGCGCGUCGGAAUCCCACAUGGACAACACCACUGCCCAGCAGAGCCUCAUCGCUAUUCGUGCAGACGAACGAGCCUUCAACUAAAAUCACAACAACUGUAUCCAGACCCACAUCAAUAGCCAGCAGCAAUGUCGCGACUGCGCUUGGCGUCAUCUCGAACUCUGACAUAGAACAUCCACCUGGUCCAGUAGUUGGUGGGGUUAUUGUGGGGUCACUGACCGCCUUCAUACUUCUAACUGUUGUCUGCUGCUUCUGCCGACGAGGUAGCAAGGGAACUUCAAGUCGCUCUUCGUCUCGGAGUCCACCACAAUCUCCUCGACCACGGCCACCUAGGCCUAAUCCAAACCCUCCGCCACCACCACCUCCACCACCACCUCCACCGCCUCCUCCACCGCCUCCUCCACCGCCUCCACCUGUAAACCCACCUGGAAACUUUCCCCCUCCACCUGGAAACCUUCCCCCUCCACCUGUAAACCUUCCUCCUCCACUUGCAAACCUUCCGCCUCCACCACAACAUCCUCUAUACCCAGGACCUUACCAACUGCCUCUGCCUCCACCACAACAUCCUCUAUACCCAGGACCUCACCAACUGCCUCCUCACCCUCCGCCUCCGCCUCCAAACAUCUUUCCUCAGCCAGUCCAUAAUAUCCAGCCCAUUGAUUGUUAGACCAGCAAGGAGGGCACCACGCCAGAGGGGACAUCAGCCUUACGACGACGAGUCAGUAUCAAGCGGUAGAAGACGGCGAAGCUCAAGGCGACAUGACGAUGGGGUGGAAAUUAGGGAACUGAAUAUUUCUGGUCGAUAUCGAAUUGCAGUCCCAGGCGAUUUUGGGGGAAUUACU
Lindgomyces ingoldianus is the source of this 999-nucleotide messenger RNA. RefSeq lists its product as uncharacterized. Bases 141 to 824 code for a protein of 227 amino acids. Lineage: Eukaryota; Fungi; Ascomycota; Dothideomycetes; Pleosporales; Lindgomycetaceae. The transcript is spliced from 3 exons. The record is from RefSeq and is a predicted model, not a curated record.